This is a messenger RNA of Thermothelomyces thermophilus ATCC 42464, 3055 nucleotides long. RefSeq lists its product as uncharacterized. The record is from RefSeq and is a predicted model, not a curated record. Bases 149 to 3037 code for a protein of 962 amino acids. Gene Ontology annotation, molecular function: calcium ion binding; protein kinase C binding; zinc ion binding. The transcript has a single exon. Gene Ontology annotation, cellular component: amphisome; aggresome. Gene Ontology annotation, biological process: endosome organization; mitophagy; aggrephagy. NCBI's taxonomy places the organism in Eukaryota, Fungi, Ascomycota, Sordariomycetes, Sordariales, Chaetomiaceae.
GAAACAUCCAACGCGGUUUAUCGCCAGUUUGACACCGACAACGCCCAAAACUCUAAAAACUCCAUUUCGUGCUCGCCGCUCCCCCCCCCCCCUCUAGAGGGAGACUCCCACGACAGCACCACCGGACCAGGAUGCCGCGCCGGACAUCAUGGACUCCUCUGCCGCAGCGUCGACGCUGACCAGGCAGCGCCUCAGCGUCGCCUUUUUGUCGCUUGCUGCAACCGCGACCGUGGGCUACUUCUGCUACCGCAUCUACCACCCGCCGCUCCCCGAGCCCCCCCCGGACCGUCGGCUGCACCGGAGCAACGCCGUCCGCCACCGCCGGCGCUCGAUUCCCGAUGUCGUCCGCGCCCACAGCCGCGAGCCCUCGGAGGCGUCCACCACCUCGGUCGAGUCCAACGCCGACGAGAACGCCCACCUCGGCAACGUGCAGCCCUUGAACGACGCCGAGACGGUCGCCGACGACCAUGUCAUGGAGGACAACUGGUACGAUGAUGACGCCAACAACAACCAGUUCGGCGGCCAGCAGCAGCGCGCCGGCCAGAACAUUGUCAGCCUGCUGUUCCGCGUCUCCGAGGAUAAUGCGCGCCGCAACGCCUAUGUCCACCGGGGCUGCCUGUGCAACGGCUGUGGCGUCACUCCGAUCCGCGGCAUCCGCUACCGCUGCGCCAACUGCACCGACUUUGACCUCUGCGAGACGUGCGAGUCCCAAGGGCUUCACACAAAGACCCACAUCUUCUACAAGAUCCGCGUCCCCGUCCCGCGUCUCGGCUCCCGCCCGCUGCAGCCCGUCUGGUACCCCGGCGACCCCGAGAACUGCGUCCGGCUGCUGCCCAAGCACCUGAUGGCCAAGCUCUCCAAGGAGACGGGCUUCGAGCGCCCCGAGCUGGAAGCCCUCUGGGAGCAGUGGACCUUCAUGGCCAGCACCGAGUGGCGCGAGGACCCGGACGAGCUCGGCCUGGCCAUGGACCGCAAGACGUUUGAGCGCUACCUGGUUCCGUCCGGCGGCUACCGCCACAUCGGCCCGAACCUGUUGCACGACCGCAUGUUCGCCUUCUACGACGACAACAACGACGACCUCAUCGGCUUCUCCGAGUUCCUGCGCGGCACCGCGUACCGCAAGAGGAAGGACAGGCUCCGCAAGGUGUUCAAGGGCUACGACAUCGACGGCGACGGCUACAUCAGCCGCCGCGACUGCUUGCGCUUGUUCCGGGCCUAUUACGCCAUCUUCAAGCACAUGCACAGGGACAUCCUCGACGGCCUCGACGACCAGGUUAUGAGCUCCACCGAGGUCGAGCAGCUGGUGACCAGCAGGCAGCCCCUGAGCAGUCUCUUCGGCCGCGAGGGCGGCUUCUCCCACGCCGACACGGACCGCCCCAUGGAGGGCAAGGUGGUCAACCUGAACACCGGCGAGGUCCACAUCACGGAUGGUUCAAACAGGGCCGUCAGCGAGGACACCCCCGACACUGACGACCGCCGGUCCAUCCUGACCAACGUCUUCACCCGGCAGGCACACGUUGCCGAGAGCCUCUUCAUGCCCGUCAUGGACCACCCGCGGUCGACCGGCGAGAGGACCUCGGGCCUGGAGUAUCUGAACGGGUUGCUCAACCCGCCGACGCGGAUCGGCGACCUGCCCGCGCUUCUCCUCGGCGAGACUCGUGAUGGCGAUGACUUUGUCGUCGUGGUCAAUGGCAGCGGUGGCCAGGACGGCCGCAGCGGGGACGACAACUCGUCGAGCGCGAGAGAAAACGGCGGUGCUUCCGGCUCCGGCGACGACAGUGGCGAUAAUCGCGGCAGCGCAGAUAGGUCCUCAGGAUCCGCAUCCGGCGAUGGGAAUCAGCGCCGGCCGUCGUACCGGGUCGCCUCGAGCCGUCGCCUGAGGGUGAACGCGCGGAGAAAGUUGUUUGACCGUUGGAAGAGGAGGCAGUUCUACCUGGACGAAGAGGAAGGAAUGCUGCCGCCGGAGGAUUGGAGCGAGGACGACGACAUCCUUGCCAACCUCAACAACGGCCCAGUUGACGAAUCCAAAUCUGCCCAGCCACCCUUAUCCUCUCGGUCUCGCUCGUCCUCCAAAGUCAGAUUUGCCCAAGAUACCGAUGACUUCGAGGUCAGAUCCAACCCUUCGACUUCCUCAAGGAGCAUCCCCGAGAGAUGGGGCGGCAUUGAGAUCCCCGAUGCCGAGCGAGACUUGGGCAAAGAGAUCUUCUACCAAGUCAGCCAGCAAGCCUUCAACGAGAUCCUAGACACGCUGUUCAAGGCGAAAGAGGACCUAGCCGUGCAGGCUGCCGAGACGAAAGCGCUGCGCGACCAGUACAGGCCCUUGUUCGAGUCGAUAAACCCCGACGAAGACGAUGAAAAGGACGGCGCAACCCCCGCAAAGUCCAAGGCGACCGAAGACCCCGAAUUGCAGGAGUUGCUCGCCAGGAGCGGCUAUACCAUCGACGAGGGCACCCAGAAUGACACCCAGAAUGACACCCCCAAGCCCGAAGAGGACGAGACCAGCGAUGAGGGGGGCGACGACGAUUCAUCAUUGCCGCCUCCAGUUCCAGAGGAAGGGUCCGCCGACGGGUCCUCCUCCUCGUCUGCCGAAGUCGAUACGUACCGCGACCCGACCCUGCCGCAGUUCCGGCCCAAUUCCGAGGCAGCAGCAUCCCGGGCGGGCCGAACCCAGCAGAACCCACCACACCAGGCGGCGGCGACAGCCUCGACGAGCGAGGGCCGCCGAGCCGAGCCGAACCCGCCACCUGCCUCCUCCCGGAAAUCAAGCGCCAAAGCAGCCGGAAAAACAGCGGCCGGGGACGGGAAGAAACCAGCCGCCGCCGCCGCCGCCGCCGCCGCACCCAAGCAGCCGAUCCCGCGCACCACGCUGGUCAACUGGAAGCGUCUCGACCUGGCCGAGCAGGAGGCCAAGGAGCGCGGCGGGUGGGGCCGGCUGAGCUACGACGAGUUCGAGCGCAUCUACAAGAGCGCCGAGGCCCGCGGCAACCGGCUGGACUACCUGGGCACGUGGAUCGACUUUUGCAUCCCGUCGACGUAAGACGGGAAGAGAGGCCGG